GAGUUUGGAUUCUUGAACCGAGAUGGAUAUGUCGUCGCCCUCGCUGCCAUACGGCUCCAAAAAGCGGGUCAAGAUUCACCCCAACGCGGUGACGGUGAAGUACGCCACUCACUUCCCCCAGCCGGGUGACGAGGGCUACGACGACGCCCCCUCCUUCGAAGACUUCGGCGCCUUCGCCGAAGCUAACGUCGGGAAGAGGCUGGUGACCGAGAGCAAAGGCGGCAGGACUUUCUUUGGAACCAUGGAGACCCAGGCCAAGCCGCCCGGCACCCCAAGGGACAAGGGGGUGGGCGGUCAGUUGGCCAGCUUCGGCGAAGCCAACGUGCUGGCCUCCAGGGUGACCUGGAUGGCCCUUUUCGGGGCAGCGGUCGCUCACGGCUGCGUGGCCUUGAUCACCCGUCUGGCGGCGGACCGCUCCAAGGUGCCCUCCCUGGAGUUGCUCUUCAUCCGCUCGGUGAUCCAAGUGCUCUCCAUCCUGGUGGUCUUCUAUCACCACGAGGCUCCCUUCGGACCCAAAGGCUACAGACUGCGUCUCUUCUUCUACGGCGUGUGCAACGUCAUCUCCAUCACGUGCGCCUACACGUCCUUCGCCAUCGUGCCGCCCAGCAACGGCACCAUCAUGUGGCGCGCCUCCACCACCGUCUUCAGCGCCGUGCUGGCAUUCCUCUUGCUGGAUGAGCGUUUGGCAUACACGGACGUGGUCACGGUGGUGGGCAGCGGGUUUGGCCUGUGCCUGGUAAUGCAUCACCAGCAGCAGACCCUCAGCUUCAUCCCCGUCCUCUUCAUCAUCCCUGAAGAGCGCCACGUUUGGGAAGGAGAGGAGCGUCGAGAGCGCGCAACCAGCCAUCACCAGCAGCAGACCCUCAGCUUCAUCCCCGUCCUCUUCAUCAUCCCUGAAGAGCGCCACGUUUGGGAAGGAGAGGAGCGUCGAGAGCGCGCAACCAGCGUUCGUCUCGAUGCCGCACCAACCCCCACCGCCUCUCAGACGCGCGUUCCACUCCAGUCCGAGGGGUUGAAGAUGCAGGAGAAAUGGCUGUGGGGACAAAUGACGCUCAAUCUUCUUUUAUGA
This is a messenger RNA of Hippocampus comes (tiger tail seahorse), 1069 nucleotides long. Its product is annotated as solute carrier family 35 member G2-like. The record is from RefSeq and is a predicted model, not a curated record. Lineage: Eukaryota; Metazoa; Chordata; Actinopteri; Syngnathiformes; Syngnathidae. Bases 23 to 1069 code for a protein of 348 amino acids. Gene Ontology annotation, cellular component: membrane. The transcript has 3 exons.